ACUUUUUGACGUUUUGCUAUCAGCCGGUCGAUGAAUUUGUUUAUGAAGUACGGUAAAGAUCAGGAAUAUUAACAAGAGAAGUAUGGGGGACUUAUUAGAAGAAGAUCUUGAGUUCCGUGGAGGUACACUACAGCUUUCCUCUGAAAAUUUACCUCCCGAAAAUGCUAACAACCAACGGGAUAAAACUCCAAAUAUUAAUACUAACACUCCAUCGCAUAAUGUAAAUCCUUCUGUGUUAUCUGGAGCAGAUUCUCUUACCUCUUCUUCAUCAUCAUUUGCUGAUGCCAGAACUGAUGGUACCACAAAUGUUCAGGCAAGUCCAGAACCAAACCACGGUGUAUACCCUCGCUAUGAUGUUCCAUUUGACAAGGAUAACAUAAAGGAUUUCUUUACUUUCCGUAAAGGAGUUGUUGAGAAUGCUAUUCAAGAAUGCAUAACUGCUUUGCUUUUCCCGGAGGAUGGUGAAUACUUGGGUUCCUGGCUAUUAACCGAGAUUACUCUGUGGGAUAAUGAAAAAGAGAGGAUUGUUCUCUUAACAUCGAGACUUGUCAUGACAAUAAAAUAUGAUUUCAUAGCUAUGAAGCAGCUUGACUUCAAAAAAACUUAUCUGGAUGAUCUUGAUACAAUAGUUAUCGGAGAACUAGUGUAUCCACCUUCUUCAUUAGUGCCACGGCUUAAUGGUAUAGCUACGGGCGUAACAACAGUUGUCAAAGACUGUGUUAUUGAACGUCUGUGUCGGAGACCCGGUCCUUCAGAAGAAAAUAAACUGUUCGAUUCCAAGUAUUUUGAACCUAGGGAACGCAAUUUACGUGGUGUCCGUUUGAUGUGGAACAAAGGGGAACCAUUGCCAGUGAAAACUGCAUGGAAUCCAUUUAGUCAGGAUGUACCCUUCAUCACCUUUGCUUCACAUCCUAUUUACUGGCAUAAAGAGGGUGGUGUGCAAGAAAGAUCCACAUAUGACAUGGAAUUGUUUGCCCAAAAAUUACAAAGAGCAGUCGAAGCUAUAGGAUCCGCCUGCAUCCAUCACUCCCCUAUAGUGAUCCAGAGCUAUUUGGGACUGACAUCGCUGCUCCACAAUAAGACCAGCAUGGGGUUCUUCAAGGUCAGGGGGAAGUUUAGUUUUUAGGAACACUAUAACACAUAUAUACCAGGCUGUGGAUUCCGUAGUAGAUAUAGUAUUGGGAUUAUAAUAUGUUAACAGUAGUUUUUUUUUUUAUAUGUGAAUAUGGCAAUCUAUUAUGCCAGUGUCAUGUAUUUUUUUAAAUCAAAAUCAGUUUAUAAACAGUAGAUAUUGUAAUUUUUCAUGGUGGUACAUUUCGGUAUAAGUUUUCUCCAACCCUACAAGUAGAUAGAAGUGUAUUGUGGCUUAAUUGUGGUCACAAGAUAUAAAUUAUUGGAGUAUUUGUAUUCUUAAUAAAAAAAGCUAUUCAAAUACAUAUUUCAUAACACAUCAGUGUAUAAAAUGUAAAUUUUUAUCGUUGAUUGUUGCCGUUCUGAUUAUAUUUGUUUUAAUCGUUGAUUGUUGCCGUUCUGAUUAAAUUUAAAUUAACGAUAAAAUCUGUGUUUACACUGAAUAAUAUACAAUGUUGACGGAUCUAGAAGUAAUUAAUACUUAAAUAUUACUUUCAAUUAAAUUGCUUGUUUUGAAUAUUACAUAUACAAGACUUAUUUAUUUGAUUAAUUAUUUAAAUAAUAUUGGUUUAUAUAUUACAUGUUGAAAUUAGUAUUUUUUAAUAUUUUAUGGAAUGUUGAUAUUUUAAAAUUGAUGGAACUAUAUGAUAUAAUUUUAGAAAUGUUGCAAUUAUGUAAAAAAAAUAUUUCCAUAACCGUACAUCUUUUGUGCUAAUCUUUUAGGAUCUAGGUGAAGAGACUCGAAUGGCUCAAUAGUAUUCCUCUCACAUAUGGGACUAUUCUAAGAGAAUUAUAUUUAAAAUAAAAUCGUUAUUCCUCUAUGAUAAUGUAGCUUUUGCAUCAACGCCAUUAUUUAUCAUUUAGUGGAAUUGUAAGGGUUUUCCAUUACACAGUGACGCGUUAGUAAUAUCCCUUUAUUGAAUUUUUUUUUUUACGUUUUUCAUCGUAACGAUAUCGGCCUUUAUAAGUGUAAGUUGUAAUAAAUUUUAUCGUUGUAUGAGUUUUUAAUAAUUGAUAAUAAUUAAUGAAUAAUGUUCAAUGUUUUAAUGAGAUUUAAAUAAAUGUAUUUGCUUGAACGCAAUUUUUAGUGUUAAAUUACAAAUAAAAUUUUCCGAUUCGAA
Messenger RNA from Danaus plexippus (monarch butterfly), 2252 nucleotides. Its product is annotated as tumor protein p63-regulated gene 1-like protein. The record is from RefSeq and is a predicted model, not a curated record. Gene Ontology annotation, cellular component: cytoplasm. The transcript is spliced from 6 exons. NCBI's taxonomy places the organism in Eukaryota, Metazoa, Arthropoda, Insecta, Lepidoptera, Nymphalidae. The coding region runs from base 83 to 1126 and encodes 347 amino acids.